Cinara cedri is the source of this 336-nucleotide messenger RNA. The record is from the annotation of a GenBank genome assembly. NCBI's taxonomy places the organism in Eukaryota, Metazoa, Arthropoda, Insecta, Hemiptera, Aphididae.
AUGGCGGUCUCAAUGACGUCUCCAAGUGUCGGGUCUGGAGCGCCGCUCUCCGUCUCCCGGACGGUCACCGACGUACUAAGCUUUUCAGGGCAGGGUGACGGGCUAUUCAUUCUGUCCGAUAAGGAUGACGCAUUAGAAUGCGUGGUGUUGACUCUAGGUCGUAAAUGGCCAAAUGCGAUGGAGUCACCCGGGUCGGAGUCUGAGUCGAACUCCGGCGCAAAUAAAUACGCAAGACUGGAGUCGUUGGGAUGGUGUAUCCCGACCGCGCCGCACCGACUACACAUCGACCGACUGUACGAGACCAACCACUCUAGUAGUUUUCGCUGCGUUAAGUAG